AUGGGGUGGUCUGGACCUGUGACAGCCCCUGCAGUGGAGUCAGUACUGACUGCGUGAGACCCUGCUCAUUUGAAAAUCUGACAUCAGCUGGGCAGUCGCCCCCUCCAUCCCUCCUCCCUCUACUCUGACACAGCAUUUAACACCUGAAUCUUCACUUCUCUCCCAGGGACCCUCCAUUCCCCAUAUCCUGGAAAAUGUGAUGAGCUACAGGUAUCAGCUUCUAGAUCACCACUUUAACGUUCUAGCUACAAGUACUCGAGCAGAAGAUCCAGGGGCAGCGAGGUCCAUCAGGAAGAUGUCUAAAGAAAUGGCAGACCAAAGAGAAGAAGGAGCAGCUGGGGAAAGAGUGGCAUGCAGAGAUCAGAUCAAAGAAUCGGACAAAGACCAGGGGACAGCCAGCCCGCUGGCGCAACGCGCAAGAUGCACAGGUACCCGCAGAUUGCAACGUUCUCGGGGCGAAUGCUUUCUGCCUUGGAAGCCCACGGAUCCAAGGAGCUGUGGGCAAUGAAAAUCAGCGCCAGCUGGAUGCCCGCCUCUCCCCCUCUUCGGGGGUUAAAUGGCGGAUAGUGAAGUUGUGGGCGGAGGGCCGUGAUUGCGGCCUCGAGGGGCGGGCUGAGGGAUCCUGCUGACUCAUAUCUGGAGCAUAUCUUGGGGCCUGGAGGGAGGCGCCUGUCCCCUUUGGUUUUGGUAUCCGGAGGGUAACGGACCGCAGGAACGGACAGUGCCGGUCGCGAGGAGGAACCACCAGCUGCUUCAUCCCAUGGCCAGGGGUGGCGUCCAGGUGGCAGAGCACCUAGGAACUCAAGGCCUGAACCCGGGGCCAGACCCCCUGCACUCCCCAUCAUGGUCAAUGACCCACCAGUACCUGCCUUACUGUGGGCCCAGGAGAUGGGCCACGUCCUGGCAGGCCGUGCCCGCAAGCUGCUACUGCAGUUUGGGGUGCUCUUCUGUACCAUCCUGCUCCUGCUCUGGGUGUCUGUCUUCCUCUAUGGCUCCUUCUACUAUUCCUACAUGCCGACAGUCAGCCACCUCAGCCCCGUGCAUUUCUACUACAGGACCGACUGUGAUUCCUCCGCCUCCUUACUCUGCUCCUUCCCUGUUGCCAAUGUCUCACUGGCUAAGGGUGGACGUGAUCGGGUGCUGAUGUAUGGACAGCCGUACCGCGUUACCUUAGAGCUUGAGCUGCCAGAGUCUCCUGUGAAUCAAGAUUUGGGCAUGUUCUUGGUCACCAUUUCAUGCUACACCAGAGGCGGCCGAAUCAUCUCCACCUCUUCACGCUCCGUGAUGCUGCAUUACCGUUCAAACCUGCUCCAGAUGCUUGACACACUGGUCUUCUCUAGCCUCCUGCUGUUUGGCUUUGCAGAGCAGAAGCAGGUCCUGGAGGUGGAGCUGUACCCAGAAUACAGGGAGAACUCGUAUGUGCCGACCACCGGAGCCGUCAUCGAGAUCCACAGCAGGCGCGUCCAGCUGUACGGAGCCUACCUCCGCAUCCACGCCCACUUCACUGGGCUCAGGUACCUGCUGUACAACUUCCCGAUGACCUGCGCUUUCGUUGGCGUCGCCAGCAACUUCACCUUCCUCAGCGUCAUCGUGCUGUUCAGCUACAUGCAGUGGGUGUGGCGGGGCAUCUGGCCCCGACACCGCCUCUCUCUGCAGGUAAACAUCCGAAACAGAGAAAGGUCCCACAAGGAAGUCCAGCGGAGGAUCUCUGCCCAUCAGCCAGGAGGCACAGGGCCCCAAGGCCAGGAGGAGUCCACUCAGCUGUCACCCAUUACAGAGGAUAGUGAGAGCCGUGCAGAUCCCUCGGAGCCAGAAGGCCAGCUGUCUGAGGAGGAGAAACCAGAUCAACAGCCCCUGAGUGGCGAGGAGGAGCUAGAGCCCGAGGCCAGUGACGGUUCAGGCUCCUGGGAAGAUGCAGCUCUGCUGACGGAGGCCAACCUGCCUGUUUCUGCCCCUGCCCUUGCCCCGGAGACCGUGGGCAGCUCUGAACCCUCCACAGGCACUGUCCGACAGCGCCCCAUUUGCUCUAGUUCCUGAAGAGAAUAG
This is a messenger RNA of Globicephala melas (long-finned pilot whale), 2046 nucleotides long. It is a transcript of the gene BSCL2, whose product is annotated as BSCL2 lipid droplet biogenesis associated, seipin. The record is from RefSeq and is a predicted model, not a curated record. Gene Ontology annotation, biological process: lipid storage; lipid droplet organization. Gene Ontology annotation, cellular component: endoplasmic reticulum membrane. NCBI's taxonomy places the organism in Eukaryota, Metazoa, Chordata, Mammalia, Artiodactyla, Delphinidae.